AUGCCGAGGUGUAGUACUUGUUCGUUAGAUUUAACGUCAAUUAAAGCUUUAAUAACUCAUAUAUCUGUGAAUCACAGUGAUGAGUUAAAUAAGUAUGACUGUGAUGAAAGAGGCUGUAAUUCAAGGUUUGAUAUUCUUAAUUCUUAUCACAAGCAUUUGCGAGUUGCCCAUAAAUUUCCAUCACAGCCUCCAUCGACUAAUAAUCUACAUCAUUCUACACUUACUCGAAAUGAGACUAUUUUGUCUAAUAGAAUUGAAAAUGAAUCAGAAACCGGGACAAAUAACAUAAGUUGCAAUGAAACAUGCGAAAAUUCUGAAUCUUGUGAUAUAAAUACGGUAAAUUUUAAGUGUGAACUAGAUAAAGCAGCCGAAAGAUUUGUUGCAAAAUUAUAUGCUAACCCACGCUUGCCACGUAACAUUGUUCAAACGAUUGUGGAAGAUACGCAUAUUUUUAUAGGUGAUAAAUUCUUAGGACUAUUAGAGUCAUCGGUGGACACUACUCAUUCAAAAUUGAACUGUCCGUCUGAUAAUCACAACAAAAUCAAAAAACCAGUUUCGUACGUAAUUGAUCGAACAUUUGUGGUAACAAAAAACAAAGAUGGAACUAUCGGUAAAUAUGUUGACAUAAGUGGUCAAUAUAUUCCACUCACUCUUUCAUUUAAAACAUUUUUUGAAACAAACAAUACAUUAGAUAUAGUUUUAAAUUAUAUGUCAAGUUUAGAGAGCGAUACAACGGUUAUAGAAAAUUUCAUUCAAGGUAAAUUAUGGGCUGAAAAACGUUCUAAAUAUUCUUAUAAUGAUAUUGUCAUCCCUUAUUUUUUAGCCGGUGAUGAUGUAGAAGUCAAUAACCCUCUAAGUUCUCAUUCAAGCAAAGUUAUGCCUAUUUACGCGUCAUUUCCAUGCUUACCGCCUGAGUGUAGGUCUCAACUGACAAACAUUUUACUAGUUCUUAUUUACGAUUCAUGGAUACGUGAUAGUAAUAAAAAAAAUCGCACAUACGAUAUUUACCGACCGCUUAUACAAGGAAUUAAAUAUUUAGAAAAAAACGGCAUUGAAAUAAAUACAUCUACGGGUAAAAAAAAAAUUUAUUUCGUUUUGGGUCUUAUACAGAGAGAUAAGUUAGGGUUGCAUGGAUUGUUAGGUUUUACAGAAUCGUUUGCAGCUACACACUAUUGUAGGUUCUGUAAGAUGAAAAAGAAUGAUUGUAAAAAUGCACUUAUUAUUCCUUGUGAAUUGAAGCGAAAUAAUGUAAACUAUGAGCAAGAUUGUUUAGCAAACAAUAUUUCAAUUACAGGUAUAAAAGAAAAAUGUGUGUUUAACGGAAUAGAAUCAUUUCAUUGCACUAAAAACUAUUCUGUUGAUGAAAUGCACGAUGUACGAGAAGGUAUUGCUCAUGACGAUUUAAUUGCGAUUCUCCGGAAAUUAACUUUUGAAAAAAGUGAUUGUUACUCAUUCCCUUUAUCUGAAUUAAAUGAUCGAUUAACAAUGUAUGACUAUGGACCAAUUGAUUGCUCAAAUAAGCCUCCUUUGAUCAGAGAAGAAGAUAUUAAAAAUGAGUCAAAACUAAAGAUGACUGCGUCAGAAUUAACCACAUUUGUAAAAUUAUUUGGUAUUCUCAUCAAAGAUUUAGUUGAUAAAAGUAAUCCUUGUUGGGAUUUAUAUGUUUUACUGCCGGAAAUAUUCGAUUUUACUUUAGCGAAAAAAGUAACGAAAGAACAAAUUUUAGAACUAAAUCUUUUCGAUUACUGUAAUUUACCUAAUGUUUUACGAGAUAGAAAUAUAUCAGUCACUAAAUGGGUCGAAUUCAAAAACAUUAAGUAUACUCCAAAAAUGCUUGUAUUAGUGAGAUAUGAAAAUUUGAUGCCUGUUUUUGCGGAAAUAGAUGCCAUUGUUACUGUAAAUGAUAAUGUAAAUAAUGUAUAUUUACUUUGUAAUUAUUUAAUAGUUCUUGGAUAUCAUGAACAUGUUGUAGGUUAUGAAGUUAUGCGUUCAAAUUCAGUUGUUUGGAUUAAUAUUGAAGAUUUACGUAAUAUUUUUUCCUUAUUUGUACAUACAUCCUUAGACGACGAACUUUAUGUUAUCUUAAAUUAUACUAAAUAUUAA
Messenger RNA from Cotesia congregata, 2103 nucleotides. Lineage: Eukaryota; Metazoa; Arthropoda; Insecta; Hymenoptera; Braconidae. The record is from the annotation of a GenBank genome assembly.